GGGCGAAGAUGGCUGGCGAGCCAGGGCCCGGAAGUGCUGCCUCCCCCGGCUGUGCCGGGGCCAUGGAGCGGGUUCUACCCAUGCUGCUGGUGCGGAUCCCUGCCGAGGAGACGGCGCAGCUGGGACCGCGGGCUCAGCUGCACCGAGAGCUAGAGGCCCUGGGGAGCCUGACGGCUGCGGGCAGUCUCCAAGUGCUUUCCUUGGCGCCGGGCAGUAGGGGUGGAAGCAGCUGCUGCCUCCAAGGCCCCUUUAGGCAGUUCCUGUGGGAGGAGUCUCAGAGCAGCACAUUAACAGACAAGCCCAAACUGGUUGUUGCUAGAGAUGAUUAUGAACUGCUGGUGUAUGAAUUUGUCUUGAGAGAUGGAAAAUGUGACACAGCCUUGUUACACAGCUGCUGUGGGAGGACACUGCAGAAGCUCACUGAAGAUCAACGUGUCAGUAUCUCCUUCAAGUCUUUGAGAAUUCUGUCAUUUCACAACGACAUGUCAUUACUGCUCAUCAACAGAUGCCUUAUCCUACGGCUCUUGUUUCCGGGGAGAGACUCUGGGAUUCAAGUGCUAGACUGCCUGUCACUGCCCUUGCCUGCACAGGCAGAGGACAGGAUCUCUGAUGUGCAGCUCUGCAGGAGAUUUCUUUUUGUUCUGAGUACACUAGGCCAGAUCUAUAUUUUUGACACUGGGGGUGGCAUGCAUGUAGCACUUGUGGACUUGGCUCUUCUCAGAGGAGAUUCUGAGCAGCAGGAGCCCGCCAGCAGUUCCUCCUUCACAUCACUGAAAGUGUCUCAGGACUUAGAUGUUUUGGUGCUUGUCAGCUCAUCCAAUACUGCAGUCGCUCUUAACCUACAUCUGUAUUUCAGGAAGUUAUUGCUGUUGCCAUUUUGAAUAACAGAAUACCAGAGGCACAGACUUUCUUCAGGAAGACUGGUCAUUCCACUCAGCGACUGGGGGAACUGGUUAGAAUAGGCCUAGAUUUGGCAUUUCACAGUUUGAAAAAGAACAAUAUGGAGGAGGCCUCCAGGCUCCUGAGGAACUUGGGCUUCACUGUGGAAGAUGAGUUGCUUAAGAUAUGCUUUUAUACAACUGAUAAAAACAUACGGGACUUUUUGGUAAGUCAAGGUGACACUCAUGUAGCUUCCAUUUUUCAUUUUGAGACAGCUUGUUAUGUAGUCCAAGCUGGCCUCCCAACUUCUGCUCCUGGUAUCUUAGCUUUCUGGAAUUACAAGCAUGCCUAGCUAUGGUUUACAUCAUUAUUAGAUGACUUUGGUGAAUUUUUUAAACUUUAAAAUGAAUAAUUUUAUAUCUAGGAAAAUCAUUAUUAAACUUGACAUUCCUUUUUUUUCUCAAAGACUUAUAUGUU
Messenger RNA from Arvicanthis niloticus (Nile rat), 1356 nucleotides. Its product is annotated as spatacsin-like. Gene Ontology annotation, cellular component: synapse; cytoplasm; axon. NCBI's taxonomy places the organism in Eukaryota, Metazoa, Chordata, Mammalia, Rodentia, Muridae. The record is from RefSeq and is a predicted model, not a curated record. Gene Ontology annotation, biological process: chemical synaptic transmission; axo-dendritic transport; synaptic vesicle transport. Gene Ontology annotation, molecular function: protein binding.